Molecule: messenger RNA, 969 nt
Organism: Bipolaris zeicola 26-R-13
Lineage: Eukaryota; Fungi; Ascomycota; Dothideomycetes; Pleosporales; Pleosporaceae
Exons: 5
Coding region: 1-969 (322 amino acids)
Biological process (GO): endoplasmic reticulum organization; endoplasmic reticulum to Golgi vesicle-mediated transport; Golgi organization
Cellular component (GO): endoplasmic reticulum membrane; Golgi membrane; COPII-coated ER to Golgi transport vesicle
Molecular function (GO): D-mannose binding
Source: RefSeq, a predicted model, not a curated record
AUGUUGCUCGCAAAACCAUGGACAAGCUUGUGUUUGAUGGCGGGGAGCUUGACGGGCGCAUGGGCGCGGUCUGGAGGAUUGACCGAAGAUCCUGAUAUCAAAGCCAUCUCGCUGCGAACACACACCCUCGAGCCCCCAUAUCUUGACUCGGAUAUGCAAAGCCGUUGGUGGGACUUUGGCGGAGACACCAUUAUUCGGACUGAUAAAUACAUUCGACUUGCUUCGGACAAACCCUCACGCGAUGGCUGGAUCUUCUCGAGAGUCCCUCUUACAGCCACAAAUUGGGAGGUCAUGUUUGAGUUCAAGAUUCACGGACAAGGAAACCUCUAUGGCGACGGCUUUGCCAUGUGGCUCACCAAGCAGCGCGCACAGCCAGGAAACGUCUUUGGCCAUACCGACAAAUUCGAGGGUCUCGGUAUCUUCUUCGAUACCUACAAGAACAACCGCCCAGGCACCGUAUUCCCCUACAUCAUGGCCAUGAGCGGCGAUGGAAACACUGCGUAUGACAAGGACAACGACGGCAAGGCCAAUGAGCUUGCCGGAUGCUCGGCCCGCGGCAUUCGCAACGCGCAGAUCGCAACCAAAGCCCGCCUCACGUACUUUCAGGAGCAGUUCCUCCGCCUCGAGAUCCAAUACAAGGCCGAAGACGAAUGGACCAUGUGCUUUGAAAUCCCUAACUUCAAGGUCCCGCCUGUUGCAUACUUGGGUUUCUCUGCCGAGACUGGUGAGCUCUCCGACAACCACGACAUUGCUUGGGUCAGGUCAACAAACCUCUACAAGAAGAGCCCUGGUGCGAUGCCAUCGACAGGAAGCACCGGUGGUAAGACCGCUUCGUCCAUGAGCCGCGAAAGACCUAGCGAGGGAAGCUGGACAUGGACUUUUGUAAAAUUUGUGCUGUUUGGUAUGGCACUGACUGGUGCAUACGUCGGUUUCACCGUCUACAGGGCCAGGCAAAGAGACCGAUUCUAG